Messenger RNA from Oncorhynchus keta (chum salmon), 5894 nucleotides. RefSeq names its product leucine-rich repeat-containing G-protein coupled receptor 4-like. Bases 617 to 3499 code for a protein of 960 amino acids. NCBI's taxonomy places the organism in Eukaryota, Metazoa, Chordata, Actinopteri, Salmoniformes, Salmonidae. Gene Ontology annotation, cellular component: membrane. The record is from RefSeq and is a predicted model, not a curated record. The transcript has 18 exons. Gene Ontology annotation, molecular function: G protein-coupled receptor activity; protein-hormone receptor activity; protein binding. Gene Ontology annotation, biological process: G protein-coupled receptor signaling pathway.
GAUCGUGUGGCAGGUUGUCCGGCAGGGUGCUUACCGAGUGAGCAAGAAAAAGCGGGCUGCUGGUGGCAGGGAGCAAAGGAAGGAAACGUGAGGAAUGGCUGAAAGCUGACUGUGUUUUUCUACAGGAAACAAAUCAGGAGGGAAACAAUAGCAAAAAUAACGCACCAAGUGUUUCCCAUUUCGGUUGGAGAAUUGUACUGAGGCUUCUUAUUUUGUCCACGCACGGAUCCGUCUGGUUUGCUGAUUUAAUGGGACAACGAAAACGGAAAAAAGCAAAAGGUGUCGAUUUUGUCGUCUGUGUGGACGGACGGGUGAUACUUAUUUUUAUAGGACCAACACUCCACACGGGAUGAAUAUGAGGACACUUAGUGCAAGGUAAACAGCAUUGUUUGAGUAAAGGAAAUGUCUCAGACUUGACAAGGGCAGAUAUAUGUUUGGUGGGACUGAUGCAUUAACAUGUUAUAUCCUUGAAGUGGUCGACUACCUAUCAAUAAUAAUACGUAUUCAAGCUUCUUGGACAAGCCAUCACAACCGAGCAGUCACACGAAAAGUAGCCUACAUGUCCUUAUAAGAGAAACGUAAAGCCAUUUUUGCUUAGUCUGAACAGAAGGAAAACAUGCGCGUGUUUGUCAUCUGGAUAUUUUUGCGGUUGUUUUCACUACGGGAUGGUGCGGCUGGUCAAGGACACUCCACUCCGGCUAUUUGUUCGUCCUCAUGCAGCUGCGACGAGGACGGAGGCGCCGAUUGUUCUGGGAAAGGACUGACCACUGUCCCAACUGGUCUAAGCGCCUUCACCUACUAUCUUGACAUCAGCAUGAAUAACAUCACAGAGCUCCCGGCAUUUGUCUUCAAGAACUUCCCCUAUCUAGAAGAACUGCGACUGGCAGGAAAUGACCUCUCAUUCAUCCACCCUGACGCUCUGUCUGGACUGCAUCAGCUCAAAGUCCUGAUGUUGCAGAAUAAUCAGCUGAAGACUGUUCCAAGUACAGCUAUAAAGAACCUCUACUCUCUACAGUCUCUACGUCUGGAUGCCAACCACAUCACGACGGUGCCUGAGGAUAGCUUUGAGGGCCUGCAGCAGCUCCGCCACCUCUGGCUGGAUGACAACAGCCUGACUGAGGUCCCAGUGGGCCCCAUGAGACACCAGGCUAACCUGCAGGCUCUCACCCUGGCACUCAACCGCAUCACCCACAUCCCCAACAAUGCCUUUGCCAACCUCUCCAGUCUGGUGGUGCUGCAUCUGCAUAAUAACAGAAUUAAGGAGAUUGGGGAGAGCUGCUUCACGGGGCUAGAGAACCUAGAGACGCUGGAUCUUAACUUCAACAACCUGAUGACCUUCCCAGAAGCAAUCCAGGCACUGCCCAAACUGAAGGAGCUUGGAUUUCACAGCAACGACAUAGCAGCCGUACCUGAGGGAGCCUUCCACAAGAACCCUUUGCUCCGCACCAUCCACCUGUAUGACAACCCCCUGUCCUUUGUGGGAACUUCAGCCUUCCAGAACCUGUCUGACCUGCACUCCCUGAUGCUGCGUGGAGCCAGUAUGAUGCAGGAUUUUCCCUGUCUCACUGGGACUAGCAACCUGGAGAGUCUUACUUUGACAGGCACAAAGAUUGCUGCCAUACCGGUUGAGCUCUGUGAGGAUCUCAAGGUGCUGCGGACUCUAGACCUGUCCUACAAUGAGAUUGAGGAGCUGCCUUCCUUCCAGGGCUGUCUAAAGCUGCAGGAAAUAAGCCUGCAGCACAACCACAUCCAACAAAUCGACAGGGACACAUUCCAGGGUCUGUCUGCCCUGCGCUUGCUGGACCUGAGUAGAAAUGAAAUGAAAACCAUCCACAGAGAUGCUUUCCUCUAUUUGACGGUGCUAACAAACCUAGACCUGAGCUUAAACUCGCUGACCAGCAUUCCAACAACUGGACUGAGUUCCCUGAACCAACUGAAACUCACUGGAAACCUGCAGAUGAAAAAUGUAUUUACUGCAAAGAGCCUCCCCAAACUAAGGUCAGUAUCAGUUCCCUAUGCUUACCAGUGCUGUGCAUUUGUGGGAUGUGAUUCUUCAACAACUUCCACUGAUGAGGAGGACAUCAAGAAGGUUACAGGUGGAGAAGAAGUGGAGAGGAUAUCGAUGGUCAUGCACUGCUCUCCCUCUCCAGGAGCCUUCAAGCCCUGUGAGCACCUCCUGGGCAGCUGGAUGAUCCGUCUGACUGUGUGGUUCAUCUGCCUGGUGGCCCUGAUCUUCAACACUCUGGUGCUGGCAGCCACCUUCUCCCGCCGGGCCUUGGCCCUCUCCCCUGCCAGGCUGCUGGUUGGCCUCCUGGCCCUCACCAACCUGCUCACUGGGGUCUAUGUGGGGGUGCUCACUGUCCUGGAUGCUGCCACCUGGGGCUCCUUCGCUGAGUUUGGGGUCUGGUGGGAGACGGGGGUGGGCUGCCGGGCAACAGGGGCCCUAGCGGUGUUGUCCUCAGAGUGGGCUGUGCUGCUGUUGCCCCUGGCGGCUGUGGAGCGCAGCGUGGCGGUGAGGGGGCUCCUGGGGAAGGCCAUCUCACCCAGGAGGAGCAGCGAGAGAGGGGUCGGGGACAGACGCUUCGCCCUGGCGGCUGCUCUCCUGGGACUCCUGGCGGCUGCAGCAGCCUGCCUACCACUCUUCAGUACCAGCGACCCUUCAGCCUCCCCUCUCUGUUUACCCUUCUCUGGUGGUGAGGGCCCUGCGCUGGGUGUCACUGUGGCCCUGGUGCUGCUCAACGCUCUGGCCUACCUGUUCACAGCAGCAGUGUACACCCAGCUGUACUGUGGCUUGGGCAGGGUGGAGCUGGCAGACCAGGAGCAGGCAGGGGCCGUACGCCAUGUGGCAUGGCUCAUAUUUACCAACUGCAUCUUCUUCUGCCCUGUUGCAGCCUUCUCCUUCGCCCCUCUACUGGCCAGGUCUGGCACCGCAGGGGGCCCUGAGAUUGCCAAGUCCAUCACGCUCAUCUUCUUCCCCCUACCGGCAUGCCUUAACCCCGUGCUCUACGUUUUCUUCAGCCCCGCCUUCCGGGAGGACUGGCUGCGGCUGCGGGGCCAUGGAGCUGUGGCCCGGGGGGUGAAGGCUGGGCAGUGUGCAGGGGGCUCUGGGGUCGUGGAUGGGGACGGAGACUCCUCCACACGGCUGGGCUAUGACUGUGGGGUGUACUCCCAGCUCUGUGGGGAAACAGGCAUGUGUGAGCGCUGCCAGGCGGCUCUACAUGCCAGGACCUCUUCCUCCUCAUCAUCAGUCUGCAGACACUUGGUAAAGUCCCACAGCUGCCCUACCCUCUCAGCCGGUGCGGCAGUGGGCCAGCGUACGGAGGGAUACUGGGCAGACAGCGGCACCCUCUCUGCCCAGUCAGAGUACGCUGACGAGGGGGACUCGUUUGUGUCCGACAGUUCAGACCAGGUGCAGGCCUGUGGACGAGCCUGCUUCUGCCAGAGCCGAGGGCUCCCUCUGGUCCACUACGCAUACAACAUACCUCGCAUCAAAGACUGAGAAACUCUUCAGCUGUGUGUGUGUGCAUCUGUGUUUGUGUGUGUGUGUGUGUGUGUGUUGGACACUAUAACAAAAAGAAAGGUUUGUGAUACACAACAAAACAUGUGCAGGGUCCCUGCACACAAAUCAUUCAGGAAGCACUUCUUUAAUCACUGUGUGAACCAGACUUAACCGUCACAAAAAGGGAAUCUGGCAUUAAAUGAGACUUCUUUGAGACCUGAGACUUUUGGUCAACUCUUGUUUUGCCCUUCAGGAUUUACAACUGAUUCCUGUGUGUGAUAACACCAAACUGGCUGUCAAAUGUGUAACAAAAGAGGAAACCUUGCCACCAGUGCCUGCUUCUUGGUUUAGAGCAAACUCAUUGUCAAGGUGUUACAAGCCUGAAUUCAUCUGUCACGUCUCUUGCUAAGGCAAGGAUCUAUGUGCCAUCCUUUUGUAGUUUGUUUUGUGUUAUAUGUAUAUUGUGUUUAUAUGUUGUCAUUUCCUGGUCUGUCGAUUUUAAAGCCUUGCCAUAAUCGCUAUUCAUUUGUAUAUGUAGCAAAUGUAAUCAUAAUCCUCAUUCUAGGGUUGUUUUUCAUAUGAGAAUGUAACUGAAAGGAGAAUUGUAUGGAAGUGGCUUUAAAUGAAGGUGUUAAAUAUAAUCUGACAGCUGCAUUUUCAGCCCUCCCUUUGUGAGCCAACUGACUGUUCAUGUAUCUUCACAUGCCCUGUAUUCAUUCCUCAAGAGUACAAGUCCAAUGACUUAAAUGUUUAUUAUCUUUGACAAUAAGUGUCAACAAUUCUUCCUUGCUAUGAGUGAUAAAGUCUUGGGUGUCCCGUGGGAAUGGAAGAGAGCACUGUUUUAUCAACAGUCUUCCCAGGUUGUUGUGGAGACUUUUAUGACUUUGUUUUGUCUCUUGGACUGAAAAUCAUUUAGUUGAACUGUGCUUUACCCCCAGGGUCGUUCUAAUUUAUUGCUUAAAGAGGAGCAGAAUGUCUGGGCCAUGGACAAGGUUAUUUCAGGUGCCAGGAAGUUGGCUUUGAAAGGUGAGUGCAGCAUGUACCAAGUGCAAGCUAAGCCUCUGGUGCUGAAUGUUGAUGGCACACAAAGGCCUUCAUUUCUGGAUUGUUCUCUGAGACAGAUCGCAUUAUAGUAAAAUAUAUAUAUAUUUUUUCUUCUCUGAAAAUGGACAUAAUUGUUACUCACCGCCCAUUAAUUAUGAUCAAGAUGCACACAAGCCCACAGCUCAGCUGUAUUGCCGGUGUAAUGGAUAUCAUGGUGUAUGUUAUGAUAUAAUAACAACAUAUGUUUCACUAUGAAACAUUUUAUUGGAUCAGGUUUGACUGUAGGGGAAUAUCUGUUUGAUGUGCACGAGCAUGACUUUGCGUAUGGGGCCUGCACCAUGCCACACCCUAGGAGCUUGUAUCCACAUGUGUAAUUCAUGUGAGUGCUCAGGAAAUUAGGCAAUGUAGGGAAGCCUAGACUCCCCUCAACACUUUGUUAAUGUGUCCAUAUUAUCAAGCUCAUUGGCUAUUGAAAUUAUAUCACAAAUGUUCUUAUUUUUGAAUGGAUUUGUCAAUGUUUUGACUGAGUGUAAUUUUAACCCCAACCAACUGUCCAGAUUGUAUAGGAGAUGUUUGAAGCCCGUACAUGCAAAUUCCAAAUCGGUGUGUGUUGCUGUUUGUUUAUCCAUAUUUAAAUUAUUUUUGAUAGAAAAACAAAAAUAAUCAAGAAUGGGAUGGAUUGACUAACCACGGAAGCUACCUCUUCUACUUUAGUGGCUACCAGCGGUGCUUUGUAAGGUGUGUGUUCUUAUGCUAUUGAUAUUUUGUUAUUUUGGUUUGAACUGUAGGCUUUGUUUGUAAAUACAUCGUUGUACAGCGUCACUGAAUUUAAGUCAUGCUUUUAGUGGGAGGAAUGUACGGUAUGUACUGUAUACUGUGACUUUUGUAAACCAAACUAUAUAAAACCAUUUGCUUGAAAAAAAGCUUUCUCUACAAGAUUUCUGACACACACACUCUCACUCAUGCUUAUAAUUUAUUUGCUCCACAGUGACACACAGUUGAGUUGGACUGAUUUUGACCUUGUCAGGACGGUCAGUGUUUUUCUUUGCCUACAGUGUUAGGUUCUGUCUGACUGACUGACCAUAGUGCCACUCAAGGGUGCCGAUGAAAUUGUCAAGGCUAUAAAUGUCCCACAGGGCACUGGCACCUCUCCCAAUUGGCUCCUCUGGCUGAGUUUCAAAUCAAAUUGUCACAUACACAUGGUUAGCAGAUGUUAAUGCGAGUGUAGCGAAAUGCUUGUGCUUCUUGUUCUGACCAUGCAGUAAUAUCUAACAAGUAAUUUAACCUAACAAUUUCACAACAACUACCUAAUACACACAAGUGUAAAGGAAUGAAUAAAACUAUGUACAUA